CAUUGAGAUGAGCUGAUCUGCUGAAUCUUUGAAGGUUUGCAUGGUUGAAAACUCGGAGUGAGUUGAGGUGAAUGAGCAAUGAAGUGGUGAUUGUGCUCUUGGAUUAUGGCUGGUAGAUAGUGGCGGCGAGGGAACGUAGAAACAAUCAUGUAUCUUUACAAUGUCACUCUGCAACGCCCAACUACCAUCACCUGCGCCAUUCAGGGCAAUUUCACGGGCACUAAACAGCAAGAAAUUGUUGUGGCGAGAGGACAGAAAGUCUUGGAGCUCCUUCGUCCUGAUCCCAACACUGGUAAAAUUGUUCCCGUGCUGUCCGUUGAAGUGUUCGGUGUCAUUCGCUCGCUGGUGGCCUUUCGCCUGACAGGAGCUUCUAAAGACUUCAUUGUCGUUGGUUCGGAUUCUGGCCGUAUUGUCAUCUUGGAGUACAAACCUGCCAAGAAUGUCUUCGAAAAGAUUCAUCAAGAGACAUUUGGCAAGAGCGGGUGCCGACGUAUCGUUCCUGGCCAAUACCUGGCUGUGGACCCCAAGGGCCGUGCCGUAAUGAUAGGUGCCAUUGAGAAGCAGAAGCUUGUGUACAUCCUUAACCGUGACGCAGCCGCACGUCUGACAAUCUCCUCACCACUGGAGGCUCACAAGUCUCACACACUGGUCUUGGCAGCCAUUGGCGUGGACGUGGGUUUUGAGAAUCCCAUCUUCGCUUGUCUGGAGCUGGACUACGAGGAGGCAGAUGGCGAUCCCACUGGAGAAGCAGCACAGACCACGCAAAUGACGUUGACGUUUUAUGAACUGGAUCUCGGUCUGAACCAUGUUGUCCGCAAGUACACAGAGCCAUUGGAAGAGGCCGCCAAUCUACUCAUAGCAGUUCCUGGUGGCAACGAUGGGCCCAGCGGUGUUCUAGUCUGCUCAGAGAACUACAUCACGUAUAAGAACUUUGGCGAGCAGCAGGAUGUGCGCAGUCCCAUCCCGCGCCGCCGCCACGACCUGGACGAUCCGGAGCGUGGCAUGAUCUUCGUGGCCUUCGCCACGCACAAGACCAAGUCUAUGUUCUUUGUGCUGGCGCAGACGGAGCAGGGCGAUCUCUUCAAGAUCACGCUGGGUGUUGAGGACGACAUGGUCACGGAGAUUCGUCUUAAGUACUUUGACACGGUGCCCGUCGCCACCAGUAUGUGUGUGCUCAAGACCGGCUUCCUGUUUGUGGCGUCGGAAUUUGGCAAUCAUUUCCUUUAUCAGAUUGCCUUUCUGGGUGACAAUGAUGAUGAGCCAGAGUUUUCUAGUGCCAUGCAGUUGGAGGAGGGAGAGACGUUCUUCUACGCGCCACGUCCGCUUCGCAAUCUUGUGCAGGUUGACGAGAUGGAGAGCCUGUCGCCGGUGCUCAACUGCCAGAUUGCUGAUUUAGCCAACGAAGAUACACCGCAGCUUUAUGUAGCAUGUGGACGUGGUCCACGUUCAUCGUUACGGGUGCUGAGACACGGUCUGGAGGUGUCUGAAAUGGCUGUGUCCGAGUUGCCCGGUAACCCCAAUGCUGUCUGGACUGUCAAGCGCACCGUACAAGAUGAGUUUGAUUCGUACAUUGUUGUGUCGUUCGUCAACGCCACGCUUGUGCUGUCCAUCGGCGAGACUGUUGAAGAAGUAACGGAUUCUGGAUUCCUCGGCACAACACCGACUCUGUCAUGCUCACAGCUCGGUGACGAUGCUCUUAUUCAGGUCUACCCAGAGGGUAUUCGCCACGUACGUGCUGACAAGCGCGUCAACGAAUGGAAAACGCCUGGCAAGCGAAUCAUCGAGAAGUGCGCAGUCAACGAUCGACAGGUGGUUAUUGCACUGACUGGCCGCGAGCUGGUCUACUUUGAGAUGGAUCCGUCGGGCCAGCUCAACGAGUAUACUGAGCGCAAGGAGAUGACGUCCGACAUCAUCUGCAUGGCGCUGGGCCCAGUACCAGCCAGUGAGCAGCGAUCACGCUUCCUGGCCGUCGGCCUGGCCGACAACACCGUGCGAAUCAUCUCACUGGACCCGUCUGACACGCUGCAACCACUGAGCAUGCAGGCAUUACCAGCGGCCGCCGAGUCACUGUCUAUUCUUCAGCUUGGCGGUAGCGCGGACGGUCAGGAGGCAGUCGGUGGCAACCCGCUGGGUACUCUCUUCCUCAAUGUUGGUCUUCAGAACGGUGUACUUCUUCGCACGGUCCUGGAUGCCGUAACCGGUGAUCUAACAGAUACCCGGACAAGGUAUCUUGGAUCGCGUGCUGUCAAGCUGUUCAAUGUCAAGAUGCAGGGCAAAGAUGCUGUGUUGUGUGUAUCUAGCCGGUCCUGGCUCAGUUAUGCGUACCAGACACGUUUCCACUUAACACCACUGUCAUACGAAGUACUCGAGUACGCGUCCAGCUUCUCGUCCGAACAGUGUCCCGAGGGUAUCGUUGCCAUCGCUCAGAACACUCUCAGAAUUUUGGCUCUAGAAAAGCUCGGUGCCGUGUUCAACCAGCAAUCCGUGCCACUGCAGUUCACACCGCGGCAGUUUGUUAUCGACUCGGUCAGCAAUAACAUAGUGGUUGUUGAGAGUGACCACAAUGCGCUCACUGACCAGACCAAGCAGGAACGCAAGGAGCAGAUGGCUGCGGAAAUGCUGGAAGCAGCUGGCGCGGACGAGAGAGAAGCUGCGCAGCUCAUGGCCGAAGAGUUCCUGACCGAGAACCUGCCGGACGCCGACUUCACUGCGGCCAAGCCCGGUACUUCCACCUGGUCAUCGUGUGUCAGAUUAGUAAACCCGAUUGAGGGAACAAGCCUGCAGCAGAUACCACUGAAGCAGAAUGAAGGUGCUUUCAGCAUUGCCUUGGUGGAGUUCGGCUGUCGGCCUGAUGAGAGAUUUAUCGUGGUGGGCACUGCGACUGACUUGACACUGACGCCACGUCAGAGUUCAGGCGGUGCACUGCAUGUCUUCCAACUGCUUGAGGAUGGACAAAAGCUCGAGUUCCUACAUCAGACUCCUAUCGACGGCGUGCCUAUGGUGCUGAUGCCGUUCCAAGGUCGCCUUCUUGCCGGCAUUGACAAUAUGAUACGUAUCUAUGAUCUGGGAAAGAAGAAGCUGCUGAGGAAAUGCGAGAACAGAUCCUUGCCCAACUUUGUAGUCAGCUUGAAGACGAUCGGCACCCGGAUCUUCUGCGGUGAUGUCCAGGAGUCAGUGUUCCUGCUGAAGUACAAGGGCAAGGAAAACCAGAUACUGCUCAUGGCCGACGACACAUUACCCAAGUGGGUGAGCUCUCUGUGUAUACUGGACUACAACACAGUGGCAGUGGGUGACAAGUUUGGAACAAUCAACGUUGUACGAUUGCCAACCGAUGCUGGUGAUAAUGUGGAGGAAGAUCCUACUGGCAACCGUGCUCUAUGGGACCGUGGAGUGCUCAAUGGUGCUGGCCAAAAGGUUGAAGUAAUCUGUAGCUAUCACAUUGGUGACACUGUGCUGUCCAUGCAAAAGACAACACUCAUCCCUGGUGGCGCAGAGGCCAUCACCUACACAACGCUGGGUGGCGCUGUCGGUACCCUGAUGCCGUUCACGUCACGCGAAGACAUUGAUUACUUCCAGCAUCUGGAGAUGUACAUGCGUCAGGAGCACCCGCCACUCUGCGGCCGCGACCACUUGCACUACCGCUCCUACUAUCACCCGCUGCGGAAUGUGAUCGAUGGUGACCUGUGUGAGCAGUUCAACUCGCUUGACCACUCUAAGCGGAAAUCUAUUGCAGAGGACCUGGACAGAGAGCCGUCAGAGGUCUCAAAGAAACUUGAAGACAUGCGCACUCGCCAUGCCUUCUAAGCGUGAACUUGAACGCGAGCAGCGUACUCGAAACGGAGGAUGCUCUUGGAAGACUAGGGAGCCAAGUCCCAAUCGACAGGCCCUCUGUGCCCCACUGUUUAUUGAGAAAGUUUUGAAUUUUGUAAAGUGCUCUUUUUUUGUUCUUCUUCCGAAACAAACUACUUUUCGCUGUGUCCCUGACCAGGACAGCUCCCCCGCGCACACAACAGUGUGUUUGUUUAGGUCUAACAUACUGCUGGCAUUGAAUAAUAUCGUGCAUGGGUUAUUUUUGUCUAGACCUGCCUGCUUUUCUAACCUCGAAAGAAACCUGCUUCCUGCUGUGCCCGUGGGUGGCAGUUAGCUUCCUUUGCUCUCAUACGAACUUUCCCCCCAAAGCUUUGCAGCAACACACACAAUACCUAGAACUGCAUAAGAAAAAAUACUACUACAGCAUGCAAAACUCUUGCAACACAUUCCGCCAAGUAUUAUAACAAGUGUUUUGUUUGUUUGUUUCGUUUGCCGAAAUGAAUCCCAUCGCCAAUCGGCUGUUGUACAUGA
Sycon ciliatum is the source of this 4341-nucleotide messenger RNA. Its product is annotated as splicing factor 3B subunit 3-like. The record is from RefSeq and is a predicted model, not a curated record. Gene Ontology annotation, biological process: mRNA splicing, via spliceosome. Gene Ontology annotation, cellular component: nucleus; U2 snRNP. Bases 148 to 3804 code for a protein of 1218 amino acids. The transcript has 28 exons. Lineage: Eukaryota; Metazoa; Porifera; Calcarea; Leucosolenida; Sycettidae. Gene Ontology annotation, molecular function: U2 snRNA binding; protein binding.